Molecule: messenger RNA, 2827 nt
Organism: Trichoplusia ni (cabbage looper)
Lineage: Eukaryota; Metazoa; Arthropoda; Insecta; Lepidoptera; Noctuidae
Product: synaptic vesicle glycoprotein 2A-like
Exons: 12
Coding region: 633-2231 (532 amino acids)
Biological process (GO): transmembrane transport
Molecular function (GO): transmembrane transporter activity
Source: RefSeq, a predicted model, not a curated record
AUCCGACCAAAACACAGUUAGGAAAAGGCUAGGAGGAUGAUAACUAGAAUAUUACCUUGCCAUGCAUUUCUCGUCAUCGACCAAACGCGGGAUACGUUGUAAAUCAGCUAGGUACAUUCAGUAGGAGUCCUGGUGUCUGUGAGCAAUUCCCCGCUUCUCCAAAAAAUGGGGCUGAAAUAUUGACUUUUCAGCGAAAUGCUGCUAAUAACAGUGUAUCACUGUCUUGGCUAAAUUGUUUCGAUGAUUCUGUGAAACAAAGCAUCCAUUGGGUGAUCUAUGGGAAAAAUAAGGCUAAUACAAACACAAACAAACAUACCCAUGUUGGCGAUCCAUUUGGAAAAAAGACGCCUUUUAUGAAACAGAGGUACUACAUAGGUUUUAUGAUUGCAAAAAUCUGUUAUUAAUUACUGUUUACAACAAUGAAUACACUGAAUGUGUAACAAUACAAUCAGUGCACAAUAGCUCUCAUUUCCUCCACGCAUCAAUAGUACAAACACAUCGUACGGCGCCUAUCUCUUACUCAUUAAUCACUGAGGUUAACGACAAACAAUGAAAGUGGAGACAAACAGUCAGUCACGUGACAGUCUGCGCAGGAGUCGCAGAGUGACAUGUGUGUGUGCAAACAGUGAGCGAUGCAUUACGGAAGGAAACGGAUACGGUUUCUACAUGCAAACAUGAUUAAAAGCAGGGACGGGACUAUGCGGCAAGCGAUGGUGACCACCAUGACAGCAGAACAUCUGCACUCACCGGUCCUGGAGGCAGACCUCGAAGAUGCAUUGGAAUUGGCUGGAGCCGGCAAGUACCAGUUACUGCACAGUCUUCUAAUGCUGGCCACAUUGUUCGCGGCCAUUCUGGAGAUGAUUGGAGUAGCCUUCGUGUUGCCGGCAGCAGCCUGCGACCUCAACGUACCUGAUAACCUGAAAGGCAUCAUAACUUCAUUACCUAAUAUUGGUAUUAUCCUAACGGCACCCUUCUGGGGCCGGGCUUCAGACUCGCUCGGCAGGAAGCCAAUCCUGCUCGGGUCCCUGACAGGAGCCGGCGUGAUGAGCUUCGUCGCCUCCUUCAUGCCGUCACUUGUGACUUUUGCUCUCUUCAAAUUUGCCUGUUCACUUUUCUUGUCGAGUCCCUCGUCGCUGGGCUACGCGUACGUGUCGGAGAUGCUCCCACGCCGGCGCCGUGACACCGCUGUCCUCGUCAUCAACGGUCUCGUCAACCUGCUCACUGUCUUCAGUCCAGGUCUCGCCUGGAUAAUUCUGUCAUACGACUGGCACUGUUACCUGGGUGCCAUCGACCUGCGUCCGUGGCGGCUGCUGACCGCGGUCUACUCCCUGCCGCUACUCCUCACGGCACUCUGCGUGCUCGUGGCUGACGAGAGCCCCAAGUUCCUGAUGACCAGGGGCAAAGACCGAGAGGCUCUUGACGUUGUGAAGAGGAUAUAUGCUGUCAACACUGGGUUACAUGAAGAUAGCUUUUGUGUAAAAUCCCUGAAGACAUGUGAGCUCUCUGACCCGGAGCAGCGUGGCUCGGAGUGUGCGCUUGCGCCGAAGUCUCAGUCGCAGUCCGCGUUCGCUCUGCUGCGCCCCCCGCACCUCAAGUGGUUCGCCCUCACCGGGGUCCUCAUGUUUGGCCUAUUCUCCUUCUUGAACGGGCUGUUCCUGUUCGCCCCGGACACAAUAAACAAGGUGAUGAGUGGUGAGGACACCAGCGGGACUGUCUGCGAGCUUAUAGACCAGUCUGAUAACUCGACAUCGACGUCAGAAUGCGUGGACUCGAUCUCUCACCAGACGUUCUUCAUCAUGGUGCUGACGACGCUGGUGUACGGCGCGCUGGUGGUCGGCGCCAGCCUCAGCCCGCUCUCCAAGAAGACGCUGCUGGUCUCCAUGUUCAUCAUCGUAGGAGUUGGCUGCCUGAUCGCUGGACUGUCCACCAAUAGGAUCGCGGCUGGUAUAGCGAUGUCGUCUCUUCAGAUCACGGCGCUGGGUAUCGGACCUCUCACGGCUUACGUUGUAGACUUGUUCCCAACUACAUUGAGAGGAACAGCGGUGGGCGCGGUGAUGAUGUUCGGCCGUGUCGGCUCGGUGGCCGGCGCGAACGCCGCAGGGGUAUCCCUCAGCGCCGCCUGCAUGGUCACCUUCUACGCUUUCGCUUUUCUAGUCUUCUUAUGCGCCGCCCUAAGCUUCCUCCUGCCGUCAGAAAAUACGUUAAAACCCCGAGAGCCUGUGCCUAGCUGAUAAUACAACUUAAUUAUAUAGGAUUUUAUACUUUUAUACUUGUACGGAUCAUUCUGCACGGCGAUAUAUCCUUUAUUAUAAGAUGGGUAGGGCAUGAAAUGGCGUGCGUUAUCGUGACUGUUGUCUUCCCUUGCACUGCCUACUAAGAUACUAUUUAAUUAGGAACUAAGUGAUUCGAUGUAUGCAUUAUCAACUUAUAAAGCUGUGCUGUUACGCCUAUGAAAGGGAGAGCUAUGCCUAUGAGAUUUUGCUCCAUACAACCUAGAGAAGUUGUUACUUAUACAACGGCAACAAUUUUACUUAAAGAGGUUGUGAUUUCCCCCUACCAUAUGCUAGUUAACUAUAGGUAUGCUAUAAUAUUCCUGGUUAUUCAGAAAGUAUGUUUUAAUCAUUUUUAUUUGAACUUUUACAAUUGUAAGGCGGACUUACAAGGCAUUAUCUACCAAUCAAUCUUUAAGUCAAAUGAAAUAGCAGCAGGAAUAGGUACAAUAGUACAGUUUUUCUUUUCAAUAAAAAUAAUAAACAGUGACAAAAGACGUAUCUACGUAUUAUAUACAUUGACUUAUGUAAGAUAAGCAAUAAAUAAUGCAUGUUAU